Macadamia integrifolia is the source of this 2136-nucleotide messenger RNA. RefSeq names its product zinc finger protein ZPR1-like. Gene Ontology annotation, cellular component: cytoplasm; nucleus. Lineage: Eukaryota; Viridiplantae; Streptophyta; Magnoliopsida; Proteales; Proteaceae. Bases 437 to 1924 code for a protein of 495 amino acids. The transcript is spliced from 2 exons. Gene Ontology annotation, molecular function: zinc ion binding. The record is from RefSeq and is a predicted model, not a curated record.
UGAGAGAGAGAGGGAGAGAGAAAAAAAAAAAACCAUUCGAUAGGGUUUUGGCGUUUGGACGGUUUCCAAUUUUUUCCCCAAUCCUUUAACCCUCAUUCUCGGUCAGUCCGUCUAAGAAAUCAGAGAUUCAGAGCAUAUUGAAUUUCGUGAGAAGAAACGGCGCAUGGUUUCCAAUCCCCCAUACCCACUCCUCCGGUCCUCCACUCCUCAGUCCUCCCUCCUACAUCCUUGAGAAGAAGCGGCGCACAGUGAAGUAGCAGGUCGAACUCGAAGUAGCAGUGAGCAGGUCGAACUUCGAAGUAGCAGUCGACAGCGUCGCAGCGGAAGGAAGUAUCAAGCAACUCAGGUGAGGAAGGAGCCUAGGUUUGCUGGAACUACCAUAUCCUAUCUCUGGUUUCAUUGAAGAAAGAAGGGUGAAAAUAAAAGAAAUAAAAGAAUGGCAUCUAGAGAUCCAAUUGUUGAUGUAGGAUCAGCAGUGGAAGCGGUCUCUGUGGAUGAUGAUGCUCUGCCUCUUCAUCAGAUUGAGAGCCUUUGCAUGCGUUGUGAAGAGAAUGGGAUGACAAGACUUCUAUUGACUCGCAUUCCUCAUUUUAGGGAGAUUGUGCUUAUGGCCUUUGAAUGCUCUCAUUGUGGGGAACGAAACAAUGAAGUACAGUUUGCUGGUCAGCUCCAACCUCGUGGAUGUUUGUACCGUUUGGAGGUUCCAUCUGGUGAUCAGAAAAUGCUAAACCGGCAAGUGAUAAAAUCUGAUUCUGCUAGCAUCCAGAUACCAGAACUGGAUUUUGAGAUUCCUCCUGAAGCUCAACGGGGCAAGUUGUCAACGAUAGAAGGGAUUCUAUUGCGGGCUGUGGAUGAACUGCAUGCCCUUCAAGAAGAACGAAAGAAAGUUGUUCCUGAGACUGCUGAAGCUUUGGACCAGUUCUUGAUUAAAUUGAAAUCGUGUGCAACAGGAGAUAUACGAUUCACCUUCAUUCUUGAUGAUCCUGCUGGCAAUAGCUUCAUUGAGAAUCCAUUUGCUCCAUCUUCGGAUCCAUCAUUGACUAUUAAAUUCUAUGACCGAACUCCUGAGCAACAGGAAGCACUGGGAUUUCUUGUGGAUUCAUCACAAUCGGGAGAACAUGAAACACAGAGUACAGUGGAAGCAUCAACUGAGGGAAGAAGAGGUGAUUAUGAUGAAAGUAAAGGAGAGCCACAUGGAUCCAUUGGAGCUGUUGCUGGUCAUCGAGCUAUUGCUCAGGGUAAUAGUGAGGAAGUUGCUGCGGCCUUGUUUAGGUACUCUGCUCCAGAAGAGGUGAUGACUUUUCCAUCAACUUGUGGAGCUUGUGGUGUUAAAUGUGAGACACGAAUGUUUGUCACCAACAUCCCAUACUUUCAAGAAGUUAUUGUCAUGGCAUCUUCAUGUGAUGCUUGUGGUUAUCGCAAUUCCGAGUUGAAACCAGGUGGUCGAAUUCCUGAGAAGGGCAAGUCAAUUACAGUUCGUGUGCAGAGUGUUAAUGAUCUAAGCCGAGAUGUAAUAAAGUCAGAUACUGCAAGUGUGAAAAUUCCAGAAAUUGACUUAGAGCUAGCUAGUGGCACUUUAGGUGGAGUUGUUACAACCAUCGAAGGCUUGAUUACUAAAAUUAGUGAAAGCCUUGAGAGAGUACACGGAUUCACUUUUGGAGACAGUCUUGAUGAUCAGAGAAAAAGCAAAUGGAUAGAUUUCAGGGUGAGGUUGAUCAAGCUUUUGAGCUUGGAGGAACCUUGGACUUUAAUUCUUGAUGAUGCAUUGGCAAAUUCUUUUGUUGCCCCAAUCACUGAUGCCCUCAAAGAUGACCAUCAGAUGACAUUUGAAGAAUAUGAGAGGUCAUGGGAGCAAAAUGAGGAGCUGGGUCUAAAUGACAUGGAUACCUCUUCAGCUGAUGUUUACAAUUCAACAACGAAUUGAGUAAUUCCUCCACAGAGCUGGGUCAAUUUCCUUUUUCUACUCUUGCCCUCCUUUUUCUACUGUUUCCCUUAAUGUAGCACCUAAAAUUUAAUUUAAUUUCCUUCUGGUUCCUAAAAUUUUAAUUGCUUUCUGGUUGGAAAUUUUUAUUUUUCUGAGGGAUUGAGGCUGGCCAAACCAUCUUGUAUGAAAAAAUCCUUUUUUUUUUUUCCUGG